Molecule: messenger RNA, 7110 nt
Organism: Cladocopium goreaui
Lineage: Eukaryota; Dinophyceae; Suessiales; Symbiodiniaceae
Source: the annotation of a GenBank genome assembly
CAGGACCAGGCUUCAAAGGACAAACCAACAUGCCAAGGUCGAAGACAUUGCCUUGCUCGGUUUAGGCUCUGACUACCCUUGGAGAACUCACCCUGUUAAAGUUGAUCCCAACAAUGUUACUACGGUUGAAAGGGAAUUGGUCAGAAUUGUCGUUCCCUCUCACUAUAGAGAACUCUUUGUAUCUGAACCCCAAAAGGAACGUGUCGUUGAUGUCAUUUCCGACUUGGCCACUUUUGGAUGUCGUGCACAUGUCCUCACAGGUGGCAGGUGGGAAAGACAGGAAUGGCAGAAACAAAGUUCAAGUUUGGUAGGAUGGCUUAAGCUCACCAAAAAAGAUGCGGAAACCCUCCUGGAAAAAUCAGGGAAAAAAGGUAUUUUUAUCAAUAAGAAUAUUGAUACCUCUAAGGAACGUCCGCAUUUUGUGUGGACCAAACACGAAAAAGAUGAAACCGAUGAAGCAUACUACCAGAGAUGCCUUCGUCUUUCAGGCGAGAGAGGCCAGCCGAUGUGCUUACGGAAAGGGUUGGGAAAUGACAUUGGUUUCACAAAGAAAUCAGAUGAAGACAUCGAAAAGAAACCCAAACGAAUUCAGAUUUCUGGAGUUCCCAGGGACUGGAUGGCGGAAGAACUGGUUGAUUUCCUCAAACAACAAGGAUGGACCCAAAUGACUAUUCACAAUAGAAGAAGGGUCAACAAGAAAAUUUUUUGGAACGCCUGUGGAAUGCCUCCUGUUGCAUACCCAUACGACCAGGGUCUUUGGGUGUAUGAAGGUGCCACUGUGUUUACCAUAAUAGUCAACGACUCGGUCCAUAAACCUGCAGCGCCAAACAGCACCACUGCAGUCAGAGGACCAAGGAAGACAUGGGAUGAAAUUAAGGAUCAGCCUCCACAGACGGCCAACACGCGGGGGCGCCCCGCGAAGAGGCAGGCCAAAGAACCCGAUGAGCGACAUCGGUCCAGAUCUGCCGCUGAGAAGCCCGAAAAGGGCGAUGAAAAUAAGGACCCAAUGGAAGUCGAAAAAACGCAGUUGGACUCUCAGACUCAGCCUGAAGCGAUUGACAAGCAGAGUUCAAAGCCAACCUCGCAGUCUCUUGGUAAUUUGACGGAUGCCUUAACCCAAAACUGGACGCUGGCCGAUCAAGGUGGAUGCGGUGACUGUGGGUACCGGGCAUUAAUAGACAACUUUCAUUAUCAAACCACUGGUGAGACUCUUUCCAAAGAAGAAUGCAUCAAAAAUGCCAAUCUAUUUCGUACGGAAGUGGUACGACAUGUUCGCAAACAUCAAGAUAGGUACGAAAACCAUGUCAGAGGUGGGAAAGAGGCCUUUCCUGCCUUUUGUGACAAUGCGUUGAAGCAAACUCACUGGAUAUGUGGACUGCUGCUGCAAGCAGCAGCAGAGGUGAAAUCAUGCUGCAUAGUGGUGUGGAAUCAAAAAGAUGAAGUUCUGGAAAGAUUCACUUUCGCUCCUGAGUGGAGUCCACAGGGGAUGCCCAGAAUGAAAAAAGAAGCACCAAUCCUGGUGGUGUACAGAAACGACAAACAUUAUCAAUCCGUCCGACCACCCCAGGAUCAGGACGGCAUGACUAAGGUGCCCAAACACUGGGCGCGAGAGACAGCCAAACCCGAGGCCGAAGCACUUGGAGGCGCUGGACCAAGCGUUGGAGAAUCGCCUAAAACCCUGCACACGCUCUCCCCUGGCUCUUCCCAUGCUCCUUCGCUCCAUACUCUCCCCGCCUCCUCCUUUCGCGGAUCCUCGGGUGGGGGUGUGAUGAUCACGCGCGCGCCGUCCCUGCACUCCUUGGUUCCUUCCGCGUCUUCUCCUCCGCGUCUGCGCGCGGUUGUGCACGGCCAUGCGGCGGGUGGUGGUUCUUCGGGUGCCCUUGCGCGACCCCAUCCUCCGCGCUCCCCCUCUCUUCUUACCUUGGCUGCCUCCCCUCACUCCUGCGAACCUCCGCGUGCUGCCAUCAAAUCCCAGCAGUUGCAGCAUCCGAGUGAAACGGUUGCAAGACCAUUCAAAAGAUGCAGGUUCAAGCAAAGCAGUUGUGACUCAAGGAUUGAAGACAUGAAGUUUCUUGCACCCUCUGAGAACGAUAAAGCUUCGGUUUUAUCUUUAACCUCAGAAACUCACCUCAAUUUGACAGACAACCUGACCAAGGACCGGUCGGGUACUAAGGACAAAGGCGCAGUCAAAAAUGACAACACAGAAUGCGACUUUCGCCCUGACACUGCUCCAUAUCCUCGACACCUCAAGCGGCUGGAUGCUAAGACGCUUGCCAAACCGCAAGGACCUCAGGUAUGGGUUUGUCCGCUGCCUGACUGCCGGCAUGAAAUCAGAAUUCCUGCAGGUUUGCAAGCGAGAGCCAAGCUUCAAGCUGCAAAAAGUUCACACCUGAAAAAUAGACAUACAGAUUCCGAAAGAGCUGAAUGCCCGCGACUCGGUGCUCAAACUCAGAUCACAGUCCCGACCUCGGAACUUCCUGAAAGUGGCAGAGCCUGGAGUUGCCCAGAAUGCGGGAAAGGACUCCCACUGUUGCCAAAAGUUUGGCACGAAGCUAGUGUCCGCAAACAUUUUGCCGAGGCACACCCUGACACAAAUCCAACUCAGGCGUACAGGAAGAAACAAAGAACUGACAAAGGCCUUCGAGCUCGUAUGAAACUGCGAGGCAGACAUAUAGGUCAGCUCAAACAACAGAAGGUCGCUGACAACCUGAAAGUUUGGGCUCCGCAAACGGGGCAUGAUGUUCGCCAAAUUCUUCUCAAACAUAACCCCAAAGAAGAGAGACGCAAACUUGAUUUGACGUCCGUGCUUGUUUGUGCCAAAUGCGGACGAAAAGGGACACCAUGUAGAUUCAAAACCACCGCAUGCACUGAUGAAACUCAACCUAUCCCGACUCAAUUGCUGGGUUGGAUCCGAAACAUGGCUUUGCGACACCCUGCGAACCAAGGUGCCAUCAGAAACGGACUUGGUAUGACUGAAGCCGAGGUUGCAAAUGCAAACUUCCAAACCAAAAAAAGAGUCAACGGUAAAGGGCCAGCCAAGUGGCUUAGCGGUCCGUUUGCCACCACUUUUCAGGCGGCGCAAGCUGCAGGGCACUUAGUUACUGAGGUCCUUCCGCCGGAUGCCAUGCGCCACCCGGACUCCACUGCUAAAAACAUGGGGAAGACUCUGCAGCAGGGGGAGGAGCUUUUUGCCUCCCAAUCCUCCAACAAGCGCAGCCGUAGAGCCAAAGAACAUGACCAUAAUGAUAAGGUUGCUGUGAGAAUUGGUGAAGCGUCCCAUCCAGGACCAAGAUCACGAAAAUUGCGCAACUUGGAUCAACAUGUGUCAGUUUGGACAUGCAACACUCAAGGACCCAAACAAUCGUGGACCUUACAACAGCUGCUCCAAACCCAGGAGCAGGCACCUCAGAUUGUGCUGCUUCAGGAAUGCUCUUUUAGCCAGGCUGAAUGGACCACAUUUCAAAAAACUUGUUGGUCUGUGGGGUACAGAAGUUUUUUCUCCGGUGCGCAAAGCACCGUCAAUCGACACUACGGAGGAGCUGCAGUCUUGGUUAAAUCUUCACUACCUUGUAGACCGGCCUGGUCACACACUCACAAAGGAGGUAGUGCCCAAGCUGUGUGGGUGGGAUCAACUCUGGUCAUCUCCACUUACAUGGCUCCUAACAGUGAUGCAGAAACCGUGAGUGCAGCUGUGGCUCAAACUGUCCACUCUCUCGCUCCAAGACAUCGUUUUAUUUUGGGGGGGGAUUACAAUGCCACACCCGAAGAGAAUCCCUUUCUUCAUUUCUUGAUUCCUAGGGAAUUUCGUAUUCAUGCCACUCAAACCCCAACGCGGUGGCAAGGAAACCGCGAUAUUGACUACUAUAUCAGUAACCUUGAGCCCACUGAGGUCGAAACGCUUCCUGAUGUUGUAGCCGACCACAAAAUUGUCAAAACUUUUUUCGAUUUAUCUACCGAACCUGUUUUAGGUUUCCAACAAGCCAACAUUCCUAGAAUCCUCCCGAAGGACCCGGAAGUUGCUGAACGAAUCCAAAUCAAAUUGGCUCAGCUCUGGCCGCAGUUUUCCACACAACUUCCAGAGCGAUGGUCAGUCAAUCGAGUGUCUCCGGCCUUACUGAGGAAAGGAAAGGCCACUGAGGUCUCUCUUAAACAGAAAGAACACAUGAAACGACAUCCUGCUGGAGCUAUGGCUACUCACCGCCAAAGAGUUCUGCGCAGAUUGAUUGGAAGCUGGCCAAGCCUCACACCGGAACAACUCCGUUCUGCCACCAAGUGUAGCCGCGGCAGUGCGCCGGGGCUUGACGGCUGGAGAGCUGAGGAACUUAGUUUGUUCAGUGACGAAAUGUGGCAGGUCAUGUCCGGGUUCUAUGAUCAUUGUGAAGAGCUCGGAAACAUUCCUACCAUAUGGCGAUGUGUUCGCCAAGUGCAUAUCCCGAAAGGGAAACCACCUGAAGCUGACGGCAGCAUGCUGGCGGACAACAUGCGUCCCAUAGCUGAUGCCGGCUGUCCUCCAGAAACAGUUUCCACUUCCAUCACCUUGUUGGGAUUCCAGUUCAUGGGAGUGACCCAAAGAAAAGCCAAAGACCGAGAACUGACAAGACUCACUGAGGCCAAAGAAGUUCUUCGAAAAUGUAGGUUGCUUCUUGAAACCUACUUAGGUACCCGUCUCAUUUUCUUAGGGUGGUGUCGCAGCGCUCUGGCGCUGCCUCCCUGUGCUGUUCUUGCGCUGCUGCCGGCGCGUUCUUCGACCAGUACAGGCAAAACUUUCUUAUCUGGUUUUGUUUGGCUUGGCAUCACACUGAGCAGGACCAGGCUUCAAAGGACAAACCAACAUGCCAAGGUCGAAGACAUUGCCUUGCUCGGUUUAGGCGAGAGAGGCCAGCCGAUGUGCUUACGGAAAGGGUUGGGAAAUGACAUUGGUUUCACAAAGAAAUCAGAUGAAGACAUCGAAAAGAAACCCAAACGAAUUCAGAUUUCUGGAGUUCCCAGGGACUGGAUGGCGGAAGAACUGGUUGAUUUCCUCAAACAACAAGGACCAAGGAAGACAUGGGAUGAAAUUAAGGAUCAGCCUCCACAGACGGCCAACACGCGGGGGCGCCCCGCGAAGAGGCAGGCCAAAGAACCCGAUGAGCGACAUCGGUCCAGAUCUGCCGCUGAGAAGCCCGAAAAGGGCGAUGAAAAUAAGGACCCAAUGGAAGUCGAAAAAACGCAGUUGGACUCUCAGACUCAGCCUGAAGCGAUUGACAAGCAGAGUUCAAAGCCAACCUCGCAGUCUCUUGGUAAUUUGACGGAUGCCUUAACCCAAAACUGGACGCUGGCCGAUCAAGGUGGAUGCGGUGACUGUGGGUACCGGGCAUUAAUAGACAACUUUCAUUAUCAAACCACUGGUGAGACUCUUUCCAAAGAAGAAUGCAUCAAAAAUGCCAAUCUAUUUCGUACGGAAGUGGUACGACAUGUUCGCAAACAUCAAGAUAGGUACGAAAACCAUGUCAGAGGUGGGAAAGAGGCCUUUCCUGCCUUUUGUGACAAUGCGUUGAAGCAAACUCACUGGAUAUGUGGACUGCUGCUGCAAGCAGCAGCAGAGGUGAAAUCAUGCUGCAUAGUGGUGUGGAAUCAAAAAGAUGAAGUUCUGGAAAGAUUCACUUUCGCUCCUGAGUGGAGUCCACAGGGGAUGCCCAGAAUGAAAAAAGAAGCACCAAUCCUGGUGGUGUACAGAAACGACAAACAUUAUCAAUCCGUCCGACCACCCCAGGAUCAGGACGGCAUGACUAAGGUGCCCAAACACUGGGCGCGAGAGACAGCCAAACCCGAGGCCGAAGCACUUGGAGGCGCUGGACCAAGCGUUGGAGAAUCGCCUAAAACCCUGCACACGCUCUCCCCUGGCUCUUCCCAUGCUCCUUCGCUCCAUACUCUCCCCGCCUCCUCCUUUCGCGGAUCCUCGGGUGGGGGUGUGAUGAUCACGCGCGCGCCGUCCCUGCACUCCUUGGUUCCUUCCGCGUCUUCUCCUCCGCGUCUGCGCGCGGUUGUGCACGGCCAUGCGGCGGGUGGUGGUUCUUCGGGUGCCCUUGCGCGACCCCAUCCUCCGCGCUCCCCCUCUCUUCUUACCUUGGCUGCCUCCCCUCACUCCUGCGAACCUCCGCGUGCUGCCAUCAAAUCCCAGCAGUUGCAGCAUCCGAGUGAAACGGUUGCAAGACCAUUCAAAAGAUGCAGGUUCAAGCAAAGCAGUUGUGACUCAAGGAUUGAAGACAUGAAGUUCCUUGCACCCUCUGAGAACGAUAAAGCUUCGGUUUUAUCUUUAACCUCAGAAACUCACCUCAAUUUGACAGACAACCUGACCAAGGACCGGUCGGGUACUAAGGACAAAGGCGCAGUCAAAAAUGACAACACAGAAUGCGACUUUCGCCCUGACACUGCUCCAUAUCCUCGACACCUCAAGCGGCUGGAUGCUAAAUCACAGUCCCGACCUCGGAACUUCCUGAAAGUGGCAGAGCCUGGAGUUGCCCAGAAUGCGGGAAAGGCGGCGCAAGCUGCAGGGCACUUAGUUACUGAGGUCCUUCCGCCGGAUGCCAUGCGAAACCGCGAUAUUGACUACUAUAUCAGUAACCUUGAGCCCACUGAGGUCGAAACGCUUCCUGAUGUUGACUGGCAGAUGCUUUCGCAAACUUUUUUUCAAGCCCUAGUUUGUGCAGUCAGGGCUGCUGCCCCUGACAUGCUGCAGCGAGUGUCUCCGGCCUUACUGAGGAUUCUCAGGGAAUUUUGGGCCGAUAUUUGGAAUAGACGUCAAAUCUCUUGGGAUGAUAUUUGGGAUGAUUUGGUUACUCACACUCCACCACGCCCUGCUCCUGACAGCUGGCCAAGCCUCACACCGGAACAACUCCGUUCUGCCACCAAGUGUAGCCGCGGCAGUGCGCCGGGGCUUGACGGCUGGAGAGCUGAGGAACUUAGUUUGUUCAGUGACGAAAUGUGGCAGGAUGCCGGCUGUCCUCCAGAAACAGUUUCCACUUCCAUCACCUUGUUGGGAUUCCAGUUCAUGGGAGUGACCCAAAGAAAAGCCAAAGACCGAGAACUGACAAGACUCACUGAGGCCAAAGAAGUUCUUCGAAAAUGUAG